CGCACUGCCAGCAGGAUCAGGGAUGCCGGACAGGUCCUGUCACUCCUGCCGUCGCCGUCGUCUUAAGUGCGAUCGUGCUGUUCCACAGUGCCAGAAAUGUCUCACGACGGGGACGGAAUGCCUCGGCUACGGGAAGCUGAUUUUGUGGAAUCAGGGUGUUGCGAGCAGAGGCAAGAUGAUGGGGAAGACGUUUCCCACUGCUCGAAAUCAGGUUGAUGGUUCAUCUAAGAAGAUUGGCCAAGGGGCUGGAGCGAUAUUGUCUACUUCCAACGGCUCUCCUCACGACGACUUCUACCAGCAGAGAUUGGCCUUUCCUCUGAUAGACCCGCUAUUCCAGGAUCUCAGCCCGAGUACGCGGCGGUAUCUGUCUCACUUUGGGUCGAAUUUCGUCAAGGAGCUGGUGAUAUAUGAUGUCCCGGACCAGAAUCCCGUGCGUCAAUUGCUGAGAUACUCGCGGGAGUAUCCGGUUCUGCUGCAGGCUAUCGUUGCUACGUCGGCGCACCAUCUAUAUAACAUAUCACCGUCGCAGACGUUUGCUCUUAGAGACGCAUUGUCGUCCAAGGGUAGAGCACUCGAGCUACUGAAAGAUACGCUGGGGAAUAUUGGGCUGUUUGAUGUGAAUAUCAUGCUGGCAGUCGUUAUGCUGCUCAUCUACUUCGAAUGGAUCCAGUCUGGGAAGAAUACCUGGAGGGUUCAUCUGGAGGGUGCGAAGUCGCUGAUUCGGUACAUUAAGAGCCACGCGGGGAAGGAGUCUACCGAUUCAUUUGCGGGUCUCUUUGUUCGUCGGUGGCUGAUAUCGGAGUUUCUAAUUCUGGAUAUCAUUGGAUCGACGGUUUCGUCAACGAGCUCAUUGGAAACCUCUAUCUACGGCAUCGAAGACGGAUUUGACAUAGACGCCAUCCUGACGAUCGCAGAGGUGAACAAUUAUGUGUCCUGCCCGGCCAAACUCAUGAGACACAUACUGUCAGUCGCGCAGAUGUCAGCAGAACCCGAACAAGACGGUGGCCAGCUUGCGAGAGAGGAAAAGGUCGCUAUGAUCUUGCGCUCUGCUCGCCUAUUUGACCCCGCCGGCUGGGCAUCUGAGAUCCAGUCACUUACACCCUGCAACGAUUAUAGCCCACGGACGCAGAUUGCAACGGCAUUCAAGGCGGCAACCUGUCUCUAUGCGGCACGCAUGUUGCCCCAGGACCAUCCGGACAGCUACAGCCAGGAUGACCGACAGCAAUUGGUGUCGACUGUUAUUUACCAGCUGUCGAAUAUCCACCCCGACAGUGAGCUGUUCAAGUCAACUUCCUGGCCUUGUUUCGUUGCAGGCGCGGAGGCCACUGCCCCAGAACAGCGGGCUUGGAUUAUGACGUACUUGCAGACGAUUUCCCAGGUCCUCCCUUACAAAACAUAUCAAACGUCUAUGGACACCUUGGAGAUGAUAUGGAACUCUGGAUACCACGAUCACUUUCUGGGUAACUGUGAAAAAGGCGACUGGGUUCGCACGAUUAAGAGAUUGGGUGUAGAUUUGUUCAUCGCGUGAUGAACAACUCGUAUCUCACUAUCUGAACCAUACGCAGGGGAUGGGCGCUUUUUGGCACUCCAGUACCCUGCCUGAAUCAGCAGGGGGCUCACCGCCAACGCCACUGCAUUUGAUCUGCUUCGAAUGAAUGGCCAACUGAUCGGUCAAACGACGGCAUGUCUGCCUGAG
Aspergillus candidus is the source of this 1696-nucleotide messenger RNA. Its product is annotated as Zn(II)2Cys6 transcription factor. The transcript is spliced from 2 exons. The coding region runs from base 23 to 1528 and encodes 501 amino acids. Gene Ontology annotation, biological process: positive regulation of transcription by RNA polymerase II. Gene Ontology annotation, molecular function: DNA-binding transcription factor activity, RNA polymerase II-specific; transcription cis-regulatory region binding; zinc ion binding. Gene Ontology annotation, cellular component: nucleus. NCBI's taxonomy places the organism in Eukaryota, Fungi, Ascomycota, Eurotiomycetes, Eurotiales, Aspergillaceae. The record is from RefSeq and is a predicted model, not a curated record.